ACCCCCAAGGCAAGGGAUGGCAAACUUCAGCUCUCUGGCUGCUUCAUCGUGGAAGAUCUUAAAGUCCUGCUGAACAAAGAUCAGGGCAAAUGUCAUAGGAUGAAACCUGCUGGACCACUCUUACUGUCUGUGAUAUCGUGUCUCCUGUGGCUGUCCCGGGGCUUUGACCCAGCUCCCAGCGCCUGCUCCGCCUUGGCCUCCGGGGUUCUCUACGGCUCCUUCUCACUGAAGGACCUCUUCCCCACCGUUUCCACUGGCUGCUCGUGGACCCUGGAGAACCCCGACCCCACCAAGUACUCCUUGUACCUCAGGUUCAACCGGGAGGAGCAGGUCUGCACCCACUACUCGCCCAUGGUGCUACCACUGGAUCAUUACCUCUCCAACGACACCUGCAGCCAGCCAGAAGUGACAGCCUCACCCCGGGAGGAAGAGGAGGAAGACGGAGGGGAGGUCAGGUUGGAGCUGUGCCAGGGAGGGGGCCCCUUCACCUUUUUCCACUUCGACAAGAACUUUGUGCAGCUGUGCCUGGCGGAGGAGCCCGAAGCGGCCCCCCGGCUCCUGCCCCCCGAGGCCGUGGAGUUCCGCUUUGUGGAAGUCCUCCUGAUCAACAACAACAACUCCAGCCAGUUCACCUGCAGCAUCUUGUGCCGCUGGCUCGAAGAGUGCCUUCGCCUGGGCACCGGCCAAUCCUGUGGCCUCUCACAAACCGGCUGCACCUGCCAGACCCCCCAGACCCUCCCAGCUCCUCCCCAAUCCAACCAGACGCUCUCCAAUGCUCUGACACCACCUGUCACAAGCAGCAGCAGCAGCAGCGACUGCUGCGUGACCGAAUUGCAUUCUGGGAAUGCGAAUGAUGUAUACUCUCCAGAGAUUAAAUACGGUGAUGGGGUGGAAGCAGAUCAGAAGGUGAAGACACAGUGGCCGCGGUCAGCAGAUGAACCAGGGGUGUACAUGGCACAAACAGGAGACCCUGCAGCAGAGGAGUGGUCCCAGUGGAGCGUCUGUUCACUGACCUGCGGCCAAGGCACCCAGGUGCGGACUCGCUCCUGCGUCUCAUCGCCUUACGGGACACUAUGUAGCGGGUUGUUGCGGGAGACCCGGAUAUGCAAUAAUACCGCCACCUGCCCAGUUCACGGCCUAUGGGAGGAUUGGUCCCCCUGGAGUCUGUGCACGAUGACUUGUGGGCAAGGGUCGCGGACCAGAAUGCGGCAAUGCGUUGCUCCACAGCACGGCGGAAAGGCCUGCAAGGGGCCUGAGGUGCAGAAUAAAUCCUGCAAUAUCGCUCUCUGCCCUGUGGAAGGCCAGUGGCUGGACUGGGGAUCCUGGAGCCGCUGCUCGGUGUCGUGUUCCAACGGGACUCAGCAGCGCACCCGCAAAUGCAGCGUCUCAGCUCACGGCUGGGCAGAGUGCCGGGGGGCUCAUGCCGAUGCCAGGGAGUGUUACAACCCCGAAUGUCCAGCCACUGAUAGCAAGUGGGGCCCAUGGAACCACUGGAGUUUGUGCUCCAAGACGUGCGAUACGGGCUGGCAGAGACGCUUCCGCAUGUGCCAGGGGACGGGCGUGCAAGGCUACCCAUGCGAGGGCAGUGGGGAGGAAGUCAAGACAUGCAACGAGAAGAAAUGCCCAGCCUACCAUGAAAUGUGCAAAGACGAGUAUGUGAUGUUGAUGACUUGGAAGAAAGCUGCUGCUGGUGAGAUUGUCUACAACAAAUGCCCAUCCAAUGCUACAGGGUCUGCCAGCCGCCGGUGCUUGCUCAACUCCCAAGGCGUGGCUUUCUGGGGCACACCCAGCUUCGCACGCUGCAUCUCGCACGAGUACCGAUACUUACAUCUCUCACUCCGAGAGCAUUUGGCCAAGGGGCAGCGCAUGCUGGCAGGUGAGGGAAUGUCUCAGGUGGUCCGUGGCCUGCUGGAGCUUGUAGCUCGGAAGACGUACUAUAGUGGAGACCUGCUCUUCUCAGUGGAGAUCCUGCGCAAUGUCACAGACACUUACAAGAGAGCCACCUACAUCCCUUCCUCAGACGAUGUUCAGCGGUUCUUCCAAGUCGUCAGUUACAUGGUGGAUGCGGAAAACAGGGAGAAGUGGGAAGAUGCACAGCAGGUCAUGCCUGGCUCUGUGCUCCUGAUGAAGGUGGUGGAGGAUUUCAUCCACCUGGUUGGAGAUGCACUCAAGGCCUUCCAGAGUUCCCUCAUCGUCACGGACAACUUGGUAAUCAGCAUCCAGAGAGAGCCGGUUUCUGCUGUCUCCAGUGACAUCAACUUCCCCAUGAAGGGCCGGCGUGGAAUGAAAGACUGGGCCCGGCACUCUGAGGAUAAGAUCUUCAUCCCCAAGGAAGUGCUCAGCCUCUCCUCAUCUGGUAUGUGGUCUGUGUCCGUGUGUGUUGGGGAAGGGCUACGGCUCAGUGGUCCCAGGUUCAGCCCCCCUCCUCCAUAUCUCUCUGCAGAAACAGAUGAAUCAUCUUAUUUUGUCAUUGGUGCCAUCUUGUAUCGCACAUUGGGAUUAAUCCUGCCUCCUCCUAGAAGUCCCCUGGCUGUCAUGUCCAAAGUUCUCACGGUGACGGUGAAGCCCCCAACCAAGGCCAUAGAGCCCUUGAUCAUGGUGGAGUUGUCCCAUAUCAUCAAUGGCACCUUGCAUCCACAGUGUGUGACCUGGGAGUACACCAAAGUGGAGGUUGGCGCUGGGAACUGGGAGACCGAAAGCUGCCAGACGGUGGAAACUCUCUCGGCUCACACCAAGUGCCAUUGCAGCCAGCUCUCCACCUUCGCUGUGAUCGCCCAACUGCCCAAAGACCUGGCCAUGGACUCUGGCAGCUCCCCCUCUGUCCCACUUAUGAUUGGUUGUGCUGUUUCUUGUAUGGCUUUGUUGACCCUCCUGGUGAUCUACGCUGCCUUUUGGAGGUUUAUCAAGUCGGAACGCUCCAUCAUCCUCCUGAACUUCUGUGUCUCCAUUUUGGCCUCCAACGUGUUGAUCCUGGUGGGGCAGUCCCAGAUGCUCAGCAAGGGUGUGUGCACAAUGACUGCUGCAUUCCUCCACUUCUUCUUCCUCUCUUCCUUUUGCUGGGUGCUGACAGAGGCCUGGCAAUCCUACUUGGCUGUGAUUGGCAGGAUCCGGACACGCCUAGUUCGUAAACGCUUCCUCUGCCUUGGAUGGGGGUUGCCAGCCUUGGUAGUUGCUGUCUCCGUUGGCUUUACUCGGACCAAAGGAUACGGAACAUCUAGCUACUGCUGGUUGUCCCUUGAAGGAGGGCUGCUCUACGCCUUUGUUGGCCCUGCUGCUGUGAUUGUUCUGGUCAACAUGCUGAUCGGAAUCAUCGUCUUCAACAAGCUCAUGUCUCGGGAUGGCAUCUCAGAUAAGUCCAAAAAGCAGCGAGCUGGCUUCAAGGAUCCCCCGUGUGGCAGCCUGCUCUUGAAAUGUACCAAGUGUGGUGUGGUCUCCAGCACAGCCCUGCUCACCGCCACUGCCAACAGCGCCAUGGCAUCGCUAUGGAGCUCCUGCGUGGUCCUUCCCCUGCUGGCGCUCACCUGGAUGUCGGCUGUGCUCGCCAUGACCGACCGGCGCUCCAUCCUCUUCCAGGUCCUCUUUGCAGUCUUCAACUCGGUCCAGGGCUUCGUCAUCAUCACGGUCCACUGCUUUCUGCGCAGAGAGGUACAAGAUGUGGUGAAGUGCCAGAUCGGAGUGUGCAAGAGUGAUGAGAAUGAGAACUCCCCUGACUCCUGCAAGAAUGGGCAAGUCCAGAUCAUGACAGAUUUUGAAAAGGAUGUUGACCUGGCGUGUCAGACAGUCCUCUUCAAAGAGGUUAACACGUGCAACCCAGCCACCAUCACGAGCACCUUGUCGCGCAUCUCCCUGGAUGGGGACGAGGAUCCGAAGCUCAACACCAGCUCCGAGGGCAGCCUGGGCUUCUCCACCCUUCCUGGGAAUAUCCCACCCACUUCCAUCCUGGUCCAGCUCAACGACCCUCCUGCCAAGAAGGACGUCAACCUGGAUCCAGCUCGGGGGGCGGUGUACCUGUGUGGUGACAGCAGCCUGCGGCAGUUGGACUACGGGUGGCUGCGGCCGCAGGAGGCCACCCUGGAGAGCAACUACAUGGUGCUGCCGCGGCGGACAGUGAGCCUUAAGCCCUUCACCAGGGAGGAGGGCAAGCUCAACAUUAAACUGGAUGAUGCGCCGGGCCUGGCCAAGGGCCGCCACCCCAUGGAAGCCGAAGCCUACCCCAGCUUUGCCUCCAUGGACCACAUCAAUGUGAACCUGAACCAGCCGUACGGGACGGUCAAGCACCCCUACGGCCUCCAGUUCAAGCAGCACCCAACUGUACGGCAGAUCUUGGCCUCAGAGUUGUCGGAGCGCAGCCGCACCAUGCCACGCACUGUGCCUGGCUCCGCCAUGAAGGUGGGCUCCCUGGAGAGAAAAAGACUGCGGUACUCUGACCUGGAUUUCGAGAAAGUCAUGCAUACAAGAAAGCGCCACUCAGAACUUUACCACGAGCUGAAUCAAAAGUUCCACACACUGGACCGGUAUCGGGCUCCAGCUACCAACGCAGCAAAGAGAGAAAAGCGGUGGAGCGUCUCUUCAGGGAGUGGGGAAAAGAAUAUGCCUGGCGUAAUAGGAAACAGGCCAGAGCCAUCAAGAAGAGCAUCUGUAAGCCGGCAGCAGAAGCAGAAGUCUUGGAGCACCUUCAAGGCCAUGACGCUGAGCUCCCUGCCCUCCAGGCACCGGGAGAAACUAGAGCUGCACUCUGCUGACUGGGAGAAGCAUUGCAUGAGCCUGGAUCUAUCCGAGGGGGACUUCCAGACAGAAGUGUGAGCCUCGUGAACUCUGGGAUUUAUC
This is a messenger RNA of Zootoca vivipara (common lizard), 4827 nucleotides long. Lineage: Eukaryota; Metazoa; Chordata; Lepidosauria; Squamata; Lacertidae. The record is from RefSeq and is a predicted model, not a curated record.